AUUACGGUAGACCAAGUAUAUGGGGAAGAGUAUUGGAUCUUAAUUUCAUGCAUAAUGCAACUUUUCUAUUCAAUGUCUGCAUGCAUUUAUUCAUCUACAAAGCUUCAUCUGUUCUUUUCAUUUUCCUUUUACAUUUCGAUUUUCUUUGAUUAGUUAAACAACGUCGACUCUGAACUUUGCAGCCCAUUAUAUACAUGUAGAAAGAGCAAAGUAAAAAAAAAAAAAAAUGGAGAGCAUGGUCAUAGACAGAACAAUGACGAAGUGGAAGAAUCUGAAACAAAGGCUUGGAUUGAAGGCAAUGGGGUGCUGCGGAGCCACCUGGACUCCUAGAGCCAGAAUUUCAACUAUUUCAAUCCUACUAGAAGAUGAAGAUGAAGAAGCAGCUGAAAGGCAGCAAGUUAUUAUGAGCAGGAGCGGCAAUGUCGUAAAUAACCGUAUUCAGAAUAGAAGAGAGAACAGUGCCAGUACCCCACUGUUGGUGGGGCAGCAGCCAGUAGUAGUCACACCAGGUAAUUCAGGGAUGAACUUGGCAAUGGCUCUGGCAGCUGAGCGUAAUAUGCGGGGAAACAACGUGGUUCCCAGUCCCACGCAGGUGAAGACGUUGAUGAGAUUGAUUGAAGAAACGGAGGGUGUUGAUUGGAAUAAUUAUAAGAAGAAAAGGAAGGACAAUGUUGUUGUUCAUGUUGAAGGUGGAGGAGGGAGCUGCGAUUGGAUGUGUUGCGUGUGCAUGGAGAGGAAGAAAGGGGCGGCUUUUAUUCCAUGUGGGCACACCUUUUGCAGGGUUUGUUCCAGGGAAGUCUGGCUCGAUCGGGGUUCAUGUCCUGUCUGCAACCGUUCCAUUCUCGAUAUUCUUGAUAUUUUCUAGAUUUCAGAGUUUCAGACCCCCCCCCCCCAACCUCCCACCUGUUCUUGUUUUUUGCUUCUUUUUCUCUUUUCUUUUGGGGUUGAUGGAGAUUCCUGAAAAUAUUCUUUGAGGGGAAUUUUACAUGCAAUGUAAGAUGAAAGCAAUACGACAACAACACUUUCAA
This is a messenger RNA of Durio zibethinus, 1028 nucleotides long. RefSeq lists its product as uncharacterized. NCBI's taxonomy places the organism in Eukaryota, Viridiplantae, Streptophyta, Magnoliopsida, Malvales, Malvaceae. The record is from RefSeq and is a predicted model, not a curated record.